AUGAAAGAUUACGCGUACGGAGAAGAAAGAAACCCUAAGAUAUGGAGGAACCUAGGCCUGCGACUUCGAUUUUCCGAAACCGAACCGUAUAGAACCAUCCGUUUUCGGUUAACCGAAGUUUUUAAAAACACGGACCAAGAAGACAACACGAUUCUGCAUACUGGUAUAGAAAGAUCUUCUCCCAUUAUUUGGGCUCCCAGAAGAAGCGUCACUACUUUCUCUCCUCCGAGAGCUCCAUCUCUGCAACAAUUAUCCAUGCGAGUUCUUGUCAAGAACGCUGAUGCCAUCACUUCGCUUGACUAUGUUCCAGACGCACUGAGGGUUAAGCUUUGUCAAUUGCUUUGUGAUUCCAGGAGGAUGGACUUACAUUUUCUCGAUCUUCUUGUCCGUGGAUCUCCAACAGUGGUGCAUGCCGUCUUUCCGAUGUGGGGCUACGGGCACUUGUUUCCGCUGCUCCUACUAUUAGAUCUACCAAUCUCAGCCAAAUGCUCUCUUCUAACCUCAUCUAGCAUAGACAUGUUAUCUGAUUCAUUGGGGUCGGUUUUAAGGGAACUGUAUCUCAAUGAGUGCCAGAGCAUCGACCUGAAGCUUAUUCUGACAGCAUUCAAAAAGUUUGAGAAGCUGGAAGUAUUGUCUCUUGUGGAUCUUCCUUCAGUCAGGGGUCGGUUGUUGAGGAAGUUUGUUACUGCUAGAGGACAAGCCCUGAAACAGCUAAUUCUUACCAACUCUGUGAAAUUAACCGACUCUUCUAUAAAAGACAUCUCUGAAAACUGUCCUAAUUUAAGCGUGCUUGACCUGGUUAACGUAUGCAAGCUGACGGAUUGCGCUCUUGGUUACCUUGCAAAUGGUUGUCAAGCUCUCGAAAAAUUGAUUUUUUGUCGCAACUCUUUCAGGCAAGUCUCUUUACAACUUUUAUUUUAUGUUAGUAUAGUACAGGUUGGCCACAACACGGCCUUAGCCCUCGCUAAACUUUCAGAAAAGCUGCAGAUUUUGGAUGUUCCUGGUGCAGAGAUACGUCCGACGAUGCACUAG
This is a messenger RNA of Eruca vesicaria subsp. sativa (arugula), 1032 nucleotides long. The record is from the annotation of a GenBank genome assembly. Lineage: Eukaryota; Viridiplantae; Streptophyta; Magnoliopsida; Brassicales; Brassicaceae.